Marasmius oreades (fairy-ring Marasmius) is the source of this 3111-nucleotide messenger RNA. RefSeq lists its product as uncharacterized. The transcript has 7 exons. NCBI's taxonomy places the organism in Eukaryota, Fungi, Basidiomycota, Agaricomycetes, Agaricales, Marasmiaceae. Bases 693 to 2396 code for a protein of 567 amino acids. The record is from RefSeq and is a predicted model, not a curated record.
CUCUCUCAUUCGCUUUCACGCCUCAUUAAGUAUUGCUUCAGGCAACAUGACUCGCUAGGCCUGAAUGGGUGACGGUCCUAACUUUCAGGGAUGUGGAACCUUGUGGAACACAGGCAUCAGAGGUGUGGGUGCACGGACCAUCUUUCGAUCACUCUCGGAGGUCUCAUUUGUCGCUCUUUUCUUCAUUCACUGCACUCGGCAUUGUUCGCGUGUUGGCAGGUCAUUGGAGCGUGUACUACACUUUUUAGACGUCAAAGCUUUCGACCUCCAAAUAGGGAGCGUUCGUUCGACUUCUUCAGUGUUAUCACAAUCGCAACGAUUGCGUCCUACUAAUACAAACGAGUUCUAAUCCCUCACCAACCAUGAUCACUGCGCACGCGGCAACUGCCAGUGCAAUGGAAAACCACGACCCCACUAGUUACGCCUCUCUGGAUUCGAUCCUCAGCCCCUUCUACGGCCACCUCGAUCUAUCAUUUAUUCAAGGAGUUGGUUCCAAACGGCAAUGACAAAGAUCCCCCCUGCGAUGGAUGUGAUGGAGAGACCCUCAGGAUCAAUGGAGAGCGAGUCUUACAGCAGUUCGACACGAACAUUAUACAACAAUUCACAAUUGACGAAUUUCGCGUGAAAAUGGCUAGUCUCAGAUGCCACAAGGUUGAAAUCCUUCAGCCAGCAAAUUCGUGGGUCGUGCUUUUAUGCCUGUGUUGACACCACAGUCAACGGUGACGGCGCACAGAACUUCCUUUGAACGCAGUCACAUCGUUCCAGUAGCCGAAUUUUUCAGACGAUACGUAUUUUGCGAGGAAAAAGGAUUUUCGUCGAGUGAUUUUGGGUACAAGAAGUCAACUUGGCCAUAUGGCACGGGCGAGCUAUUCACCUUUUAUUACCAUCCGCUCGAACCUGCUGCCGAAACCAAGCCUCUGGCGUCUGUCCUUGUCCUGCCCCGGGGACAAGUGUGCUGGAACGAUUUUCAACGCCUUUUCCGCAAUGAGAGCGAUAAAUGGUUUAAAUGUCGUAAAAACCUGCCAUUGCUCGAACAUCUCGAUGAAUUCUGGCAUUCCGAGGCACGGCCUCCAUACCUUGCAUUGACAGACGAGUUCAAUGUAGAGAUCAUUCACGAGUACUCUCACGUAUUCUAUCCGACAUUUUCACUUCUCAGUAUCAGUGGUUGGUCUGCUCCCCUCAGUGACAAGUUGACCCUUCGCUGUGCGAUUGGGGCCACAUUAGACAAAGCCACUCCGGGGAAAUAUCGCUACUAUUCCGGAAUACCCUUUCACCCUGUGCAAGGCGCUCUCAAUCAUAUAGACCCUUCACUGCCGGCCUCACCGAUCGCCACGAACCAAUGCCCAACUUGUUUCCUCGAUUUUGACCUUUUCACCAUGCAACGGCAUCCACCAGACUUCGACUCCUUCUUUGAUUGGAAAGAAUCAAUUGAGGACGAGGUGCUCUCGCAACCGCUGAGGGUAGGUGAUGAACUUACCAUCUGCCUGGAUGGUUUUAUCAAAAGGUCACCCUUGCUGCCUUUCUUUCUACCCCUCGAAAAACCGUCCACUUCGACCCUUGAAGCGAUCAUGAAGCGUCCUCGAUCUCGGCACGUGGACGUUGAUCACAUCCUGACACAGACAAGGAACAGUGGAACACUUCACCUCUUUGUCACUAAGGUCGUCAGAUAUGGGCUCAACAAAUUUUCACAAGUAGUUUUUGGUCGUUUAAGGUGGACGUCUGUAGAUGGAAAAGAGACUUCGGAAACCGAGAAUACGGUAUGCCUGAAGAUGUUUGAUGAAGCCCUAUUUCCGGUGCCUGGCUACGAAGCGUUCGAGGAUGAUCGCGAUAUCUUUUCCAACACUAUACAUCCCAAUGAACGCCUCCUUGAUCUCAAUUUCGGUGAUGACAUGAUGCGUCGGGAAUACGCUGUUUACAACAGGCUCGAAUAUUUGCAGGGCACACUGUUACCACAUGCCUAUGGAUUUCACGAGGUGACCCUCCCCACUGGAAGAAUGGUCAAUGGAUUCUUAAUGGAGAUUGCGAUCGGACAUUCUCUAGGAUCACUUCCUUUAGAGACAUGGCCAGAGAGUGCCCAGACGCAACUGGUUCGCCGUUUGCGUCAUGGACUUUCUGCGCUGCGUUAUGGCGGAGUUGAUCAAGGUGAUUGGCACCUUGACCAAAUAAUACUCCGGCCGCUCUGGCCAGCAGAGGCGCCUGAGGACGUAUUUGACCUCGACAUUGUGUUCAUUGAUUUUGCCUUCACGUACUUGCGUCAAGGAAUCGCACGAGGCCUUCGAGUAGCUGAAACAUUCUCUCUGGGAGAUCAUCUCAAACUUUCGUUAUUGCUUUCCGAGGCAAUCCCGCGUUCUGUUGUGAAUGACAACUGGCCUGAUUACGAUGAUUUCGAGCGCUGAUCUUUAUUGUGGACCUAUACGUUAUGAGUCAUAUAUUUUUCAAUCCAAUCUGCGUUCGAUCGGACUGAUUGUUUCUGCCUGAUCAUUUUUCUGUAUUCUCAUUCCGAGAUAGACUGAGCCCAGGAGAUCAGAGGAUCGUCUUCUCCGCCUCAAUUAUUUGACCUUCUCAUGUUUAUUGCGACUGUGCCGCUCAUCUACCCCUCUAGUUCUACGAUGGUAACGGUCGAUAUCUUCAGACCUCUUCACCGCCGUACCAAAUUUACGAGCCCCGACAAGAUUGUACCAUCUGGUUAGGUGCACCUAACGUUCAAUCUCGCGGCCGAACGAGCACCUUGCAAGCAACGAAUGAUUUCCGGCACUCCGAUGAUCAAGGUUUACUACGUUGGAGAAAGAUGAUCUCAGAGGUGGUGAAGGUUGUCAAGGUUGCUCUGGGCCCCCGGGCUGCCGAACACUGCAGUGCCGAACAAACAAGACGUAGUCGCAGAAGGUUUGAGGUCCAUUCAAGCUGCGUACCAAGUUCCAGCAAAUUUCACUGCCAGCUCGGUGGUCAUUCCCGGAAAUUCCAAUUUUACCACCAGAUACUUGGUAGGCUGAGUCCAAAUCCAAGACUGGCUCGAAGCUGUGUCGUCUGGCUUGAAAGGAAUUUCGAAGAUGGCUCGGAUAGUUACGGUGACGUACAUGAUCCACUGGGAGGCUAAGUGGGGUUUCAGGAGGG